AAAGAUCAAACUAAAGCCUUAUAGUGGAAUGCUCAACAUUGACUUUGGAAAAGGGAUUGGAAAGAGAGACGUUUAUCUGUUGCACUUGCCUGAGGUACGAAGUGCUCAUGAGAUCCUUGGAGUACCUACUGUCAGUGCUCGAUUUGGAACUGCACCUUUCUUCUGGAAUUGGGGAAUGGAAGCUAUGACAAAUCUUCUUCCUGUGGAAUUUCUGAGAGAUAGGAGCAAAGUCCAAGAAUUGGUUCAAUUGUUUGACCCCAUAGUCCGAGCUAUGGAUGGAAUUGCAGGAGAGCGUGUGUCAAUGAGGGUUGAUUUGGAGUGUUCAGAUGGCCGCAAUACAGUUGGUCUUUUCAGUCACCGUAGACUCUCUGUCUCAGUUGGAUUUGCCACAGCUGCAUUUGCACUGGCCGUGCUUGAGGAAGCAACCUGGUGUCUGGUUCCAGAAGAGGUAUGUUUACAACAGCACAAGGAUUUAAAGCAGCAGUAUUUGAAUUCAACACUGUUAACCUUCUCUUACGUUGUUCACAUAGCCUGA
Molecule: messenger RNA, 535 nt
Organism: Vitis riparia (riverbank grape)
Lineage: Eukaryota; Viridiplantae; Streptophyta; Magnoliopsida; Vitales; Vitaceae
Exons: 5
Coding region: 29-535 (168 amino acids)
Source: RefSeq, a predicted model, not a curated record